AGAGGCACAGCUGGCUCUGCCGGGCCGGGCGUGAGCCACCCACCCACCCGCACUGCUGCUGGGGUGAGCCAGGAUGUCCCAGCUGACCGUCAAUGAUCACCUGGAGGGGAUCCUCUCUGACUUCGAAGCGCUGAAGAGGUCGUUCGAUAUGGAGGAUGCUGAAGAGGCUCCAGCCUGCCCAUUUGGCCCCAGCACACCCACAGACAGCCUAGCUGCUGGCAAUGGGGAAAACAGCCAGCUGGCCAGCCUCAUGCCAACCACCUAUCAAUCCCACAUCAGCCUCAGCUCGAGCCCCAGCCCAGCUCACAGCCCUGUGUUGAAGACUAGGGUUAGCACCAGCUUCUCCUUCAACAAAGGCACAAUCCAGCUGGCCAGGGCCAACGGCACCAUGAGCUCCAGCCUGACCCGUGUCGCCUCUUUCCAAGCCAGGCUUGAUCCCAACGGCGUCUCCUCCUCCUUGGGCCAGGGCAGCGAGAGCCUUCACAGCUCCUCCUCCAGCUUGGAGUGCCCACCACUGCCCAGCACGCCCCAGAGUGCUGCCAGGCAGCCAGAGCCUCGGGUCCUCAAGGCCACCCCGCUUGCUAACCCGGUACUGAAGAAAUUCUCUUCCCACAGUAAUGUCUUCCAUUCCGAGGCGGAACAGCCCAUCCAGCUGGUGUCCAAGGCCAGAGUGAACCAUGGCUCGCUGCCCUCUCUGGACCUGCACAUUGCCGAAGAUCAGGGCUCCCCUAUCCCACUCGCCCCUGCCCUGGCUUUUCACUCUGCUGGAGCCUGGAGCAGCAGCAGCCAGAACUGCACCUUGCUCCGAGGGAAGAGCAGCACACCCAUCAGCAGGGAGCCUUCCUUCUCCUCCUCUUCCUCCUCUUCCUCUUCCUCCCCACUCUCCGAUGCCACCCAGCGGCCCAGUCUGAGCCCCCCUCCUCCACCCUUCAGGCAGCCGAUAAAGCUGCAGAAAUUCCCCAUCAGCCUGGAUGGUUUGGUGGGGAAGCCUCUGGACGGCUCUGAUCCAGCGCCGAGUGCUGACUCUGUGUCCAGACCGCUGCCAAGGAAGCAGCUCCAGCUCAGCCUCAGCCCCAGCCUGUCCCGGCAGCCCCUGGGUAGGGCCAAGGAGGGUGCAACUGCAGCCACUGUGAGUGGUGUGUCCGCAGCGCCCUCUCCGGGGAAGUGCCCAGGUGCCCAGGUCAAUGAGAGCCCUUGGCCAUCGUCUCUGUCUCCUGCUCAAGCUGCUCCCUUCAGGCUCAUGUCUCGGCCUCAGAUAAUGCAAGUGACUUCUCAACCCUCCUUCCUUGGGGGCCCAGCAGCAUGUCCAAGGGAACAUGUCCGAUCCACGGCUGAAAGAGUCAACUCCUUCUCCAGCUCCGAGGUCUCAGGCCUCAGGGCUCCUGCUCCCAGUUCCUACCCAAGGCAAGCCCCCUACAUGGGCCUGACAGGUUCUCCAAGGGUCUCUCCUGUGAGCAAGGGGAUGCAGGGCCGAGAGAAGACAAAGGAAGGGAGUAGCCCGGAGCCAGGGUGUAUCAGCAUGGAGGGGGAGCUGGUCCAGCCAGCGCCCGAGGAGACGCCCCGCGACGCUAAUCCAGCCAACGUGGGGCUGGAGCUCUUUGGCUACGUGGGCAUCGAGGCAGUGCUGGAUCAGAUGAGGAUCAAGACCAUGAAAACAGGCUUCGAAUUCAACCUCAUGGUUGUAGGGCAGAGCGGCCUGGGGAAGUCAACAAUGGUGAACACCCUCUUCAAGUCAAAGGUGAGCCGGAAACCCACAGGCCCCGGCUACGAGGAGCGCAUCCCAAAGACAGUGCAGCUGCAGUCCAUCACCCACGUUAUUGAAGAGAAGGGCGUGAAGAUGAAGCUGACUGUGACAGACACGCCGGGGUUCGGCGACCAGAUCAACAAUGAAAACUGCUGGGACCCCAUCAUCAAGUACAUCAACGAGCAGUACGAGAAGUACCUGAGAGAGGAGAUCCUCAUCAGCCGCAAACGGAAGAUCCCGGACACCAGGGUCCACAGCUGUGUGUACUUCGUGCCACCCACUGGCCACUGGCUGCGUCCCUUGGAUCUGGAGUUCAUGAGAAGGCUGAGUAAGAUCGUCAACAUGGUGCCAGUGAUCGCCAAGGCAGACACCCUUACCCUGGAGGAACGGGCCGAGUUCAAGAAAAGGAUCCAGAAGGACUUGAAGGCCCAUGGCAUCAGCGUCUAUCCCCAGGAGGAUUUUGAUGACAACUCAGACGACAGGAUAUUGAAUAAUAAAAUUCGAGACAAAAUGCCCUUUGCGGUGGUGGGAGCGGACAAGGAGCAUCAGGUGAACGGCAAGAGGAUCCUGGGCCGCAAGACCAAGUGGGGGAUCAUUGAAGUGGAGAACCCAGCACACUGCGAAUUCCCCCUGCUCCGAGACCUGCUCAUCCGGUCCCACCUGCAGGAUCUCAAGGACAUCACUCACAACGUGCAUUACGAGAGCUACCGUAUGCAGCGGCUCAACGAGAGCAACCGGCUGGCGCUGAGCCCCAUCAACGGGCUGCUGGGGAAGGACGAGGUGGAGAGCGACCUCUGAGCAGCGAGAGCAGGGAGUCCUCCUCCCAGACAGCGCCCACAGACUGGCUGAGGGGGGGAGGAGCUGAGAUCCCCACCCCCUGGACAGAGCUCCUCCGUUCUCACUGCCCUACCCAAGUGCCCUAGUGCUGGGCUAGGCACCGUCUCUGCCGAUGCACCAAAACCUUCCUGCCAUGCAACAGCCUUAAGCAAAGAACGAGUCCCGGGAGGCUGUGCCCCACUGCUCCCCAUCCCCAUCCCCCUUGGUGACUUUUCAUAGAGCUCAUAGGUUCCUGGCACACGCACCCCCUGCACCGCUGCUUCCCGACAAGCACACCCCAGUUCUGGAGAGAGCCCCACCCUACCACAGAGGCACAGUCUGGAGCCAGUGGGCCUGACCCCCUGAGACCCAAGCAGCACCCACGGGAAGGCAUAGAGGCGCAGGCCUUUCCCACUUCCAGCCUUUGCCUCCAGGACGGGGGCAGCCUCAGGCCUGUGCUGCUGAGAACAGCCUCACCUCCUGAUGUUCCCCAUGGGCUGUUGCCCUGAGACUCCAGCUCCUUCGGGAGGCCCAGCGCCUGUAUCUCCCAUGAGGGACAACUGGAGAAGAACACCACCCCGUGUGCUGUGGGGCAGAGGGGGCCCUUCCUGCUGUGGGGUGGAGGGAGCCCUGGGGCUGGCAAGGCAGAGCCAGCCCUUCCUGCUGGGGGAUGAGUGAAGCUCUGGGAGGUGGAGGUACCCAGCCAGCCUCUCCCAUGCCCUUAGGGGACAGCUCAGUGGAAUUCCUCAAAGGGUUCUGACCCAUCCUACAGAGGGCUAGAGCCUGUAGCUGCCCAUGAGAGUAGGGAAAAGGUGGGAUGGGCAGUGCUAAGAUUUGGGGGAUAGCAGAGGGGGACGGAGGCCCAACCGACUGCCCCUUGGGCAGAGCCGCCAGCAGUGUGUGUCCAAACCACACGUGGGCUGGGAAAAGCCGGGGGCGGAGCAAGGAGAUGGAUGCAGGCUGCCCCAGCCAGGGGAGAGGCAUUGGUGGGAGGUCCAGGGCUGGGGAUGAGCGCUGGGCAGCGGGAGGAGCGAGGGGUGUCACAGGGAAUUCCCCCCCCAGCCCACCGGGUGGGGCUUGGCCAUUUACUGUCCUCUGUACAGCUGGGGCUGGGGCUGGGGCUCGUUCUAUUGCUGGAGGCUCUGGUCACACAUUAAAGAUCCCCCUGCAGCCUUGGC
Messenger RNA from Gopherus evgoodei (Goodes thornscrub tortoise), 3738 nucleotides. RefSeq names its product septin 12 (gene SEPTIN12). NCBI's taxonomy places the organism in Eukaryota, Metazoa, Chordata, Testudines, Testudinidae. Gene Ontology annotation, molecular function: GTPase activity; molecular adaptor activity; GTP binding. The transcript has 11 exons. The coding region runs from base 74 to 2542 and encodes 822 amino acids. Gene Ontology annotation, cellular component: cell division site; septin complex; septin ring. Gene Ontology annotation, biological process: cytoskeleton-dependent cytokinesis. The record is from RefSeq and is a predicted model, not a curated record.